AUGUUACACAAUGGACUUGCCAUGCCAAUUGUCGGAUUGGGCACUUGGGAAGUUAAUAAAUCACCAGAAUGUGAAGAAGUAAUUGAACAUGCUAUUGAUAUUGGAUAUCUUCAUAUUGAUACUGCUUUUAUUUAUUAUAAUGAGAAAUUAAUAGGAACUAAAUUACAGGAAAUUUACGGAAAAACCAAUAUUAAAAGAGAGAAUUUAUUUAUUACUAGUAAAUUACCUCCAACAAAGGUACAUUCCGAAGAAAUGAUUAGAGAAACAUUUUUCCAAUCCCUGAGUGAUUUGCAAACUGAUUAUGUGGAUUGUUAUUUAAUUCACUGGCCUGGAACAAGUAAAUUAAAGGUUAACAGCGAUCAAAAUAGGAUUAAUAGAUUGGCAACAUGGCGCGCUUUGGAAAAUUUGUACAGGGAAGGAAAGGCAAAAUCUAUUGGUGUCAGUAAUUUUACAUUGAAACAUAUGAAUGAAUUAUUGGAGGAUAUCAAGUCUAGAGAUAAUGGCAUAAUUCCACACGUAAAUCAGAUUGAAUAUCACCCAUUGCUUUACAAAACUCAUAAGGAAUUGGAAAAAUUAUGCAAGGAAAACAACAUUGUCAUUCAAGCUUAUUCUCCACUUGCUCAUGGUGAAUUAAUGACAGGAAAAUAUGGUGAAGUCACUUCUAGAGAAUGUUUGCAAUGGAUUUUACAGAAGGGACAUGUCAUUUUGCCAAGAAGUGUCAAGAGAAAUCACAUGGAAGAUAAUUUCAAGGCAGUUACAGACUUUGCAGCUGGUAUCAUUGAUGACCAAACCAGAUUGAGUAGAUUGGACUCUUUAGUUUCUGAUGAAGUUAGAGUUUGUUGGGAUCCUGAACAAAUUGCUUAAAACACUUAUUUAUUUCUC
This is a messenger RNA of Naegleria gruberi, 882 nucleotides long. RefSeq names its product Aldo/keto reductase. Gene Ontology annotation, molecular function: oxidoreductase activity. NCBI's taxonomy places the organism in Eukaryota, Heterolobosea, Eutetramitea, Acrasida, Naegleriidae. The coding region runs from base 1 to 864 and encodes 287 amino acids. The record is from RefSeq and is a predicted model, not a curated record. The transcript is spliced from 2 exons.